UUCCUUUUUUUUCUACCUCCACAAGUUUAAAGUUGACUACUUGUAAUUCGAAAUUCAUAACCAACUGACCAACUUGCCAAUUUUCCUCGUAUAUAAGCAUUGAAAACCUCCCCUUUCCUACACGAGGUGUGAAGAAGUUGCUUCAACUUUUUGAGAAAAUUUAUGUAUCCUCAUAACUUUGGUUACUUAUGACAUCAGUUCUCUCUCUAGUUAACUAGUUAUAUCAAAAGAGCCAAAUAAGCGUGUGCCGUAUUACCGUCUGCCAACAUCCCUCUAGCUUCUUCGUCCCGGUGCAUCUCAUAAACCAAUUUACAGAUAAAGUAUUUGAUCAUCACCAGCAUGGUGCCAAUGUGCAAACAAAUACAAACAUUACUACAUGUUCCAUCUAGUGGCCAUAAUCAUAAAAUGGACGUGUUCAAUCCUCACCGGCAGAAGGAGAAGGUGGUGAUCGUAAUGGGAGCAACAGGGACCGGAAAGUCAAGGCUCUCCAUCGACCUAGCCACCUGUUUCCCGGCAGAAAUCAUAAACUCCGACAAAAUGCAAGUCUACGAAGGCCUUGACAUAGUCACCAACAAAAUAACCAAAGAAGAGCAACAUGGUGUACCGCACCAUUUGCUAGGGAUGCUAGAUCCUCAUGAAGAUUUUACAGCCAGGGAUUUUUGUGACCUAACCUCACUUGCCAUUGAAUCCAUUUUAGGCCGUGAUCGGCUUCCAAUCAUCGUUGGAGGUUCCAACUCAUACAUCGAGGCGUUGAUCGAUGAUUACGACUAUAAAUUUCGGUCCAAGUAUGAAUGUUGCUUUUUAUGGGUAGAUGUGUCUACACCCGUUCUGCACUCUUUUGUGUCAAAACGGGUAGACCACAUGGUUCAAAACGGAAUGGUGGAUGAGGCGAGAGAGUACUUUGAUCCCAAUGCAGAUUACACGAAAGGGAUUCGAAGAGCAAUAGGGGUCCCUGAAUUCGAUAAGUACUUCAGGUAUGGGCUAUUUUUGGAUGAAGAAACUCGUGCUCGGUUACUACAACAAGCAGUGGACGAAAUUAAGGACAAUACGUGCAAAUUGGCAUGUCGACAACUGGAGAAGAUUCAUAGACUUAAAAAUAUCAAAGGGUGGAAUCUGCACCCGUUGGAUGCCACGGAGGUGUUCCGAAAGCGCGGCGAGGAGGCCGACGAGGCCUGGAAAAAGCUUGUGUCGGGGCCAAGCGCUAUGAUCAUUGGCCAGUUUCUUUACAAUAUGAUAGCUGAGGUUCCUCCACAUCUUGGAAGCCUUAGGGUUCUUGAAGCACUUGCAGCUGCAACUCACUAGAGGCUUAGACAUUAAAAUUUUCUUAUGCAGUAGUUAUCUAAUUUAUUCAGUGUAAAAUAAAGAAAUUAAUUGUCAGUAU
This is a messenger RNA of Pyrus x bretschneideri (Chinese white pear), 1381 nucleotides long. RefSeq names its product adenylate isopentenyltransferase 3, chloroplastic-like. Gene Ontology annotation, cellular component: mitochondrion. Gene Ontology annotation, biological process: tRNA modification; cytokinin biosynthetic process. NCBI's taxonomy places the organism in Eukaryota, Viridiplantae, Streptophyta, Magnoliopsida, Rosales, Rosaceae. Gene Ontology annotation, molecular function: tRNA dimethylallyltransferase activity. The transcript has 2 exons. The record is from RefSeq and is a predicted model, not a curated record. The coding region runs from base 340 to 1302 and encodes 320 amino acids.